CAUGGGUCUUGUCACAUGAUUUAAUAUUGUUCAAAAUGGCGAAUUCAGCAAAAGAGAAAUUUGACGCUGCUGUAAAAGUUAUCCACAGUUUGCCCAAGGAUGGUCCUUUCCAGCCAUCAUAUGAUAUGAUGUUGAACUUUUAUAGCUACUUCAAACAAGCAACAGAGGGUAAAUGCUCGAGACCGAAACCAUGGGCAUGGGACGUGGUAAACAAAAAGAAGUGGGAUGCUUGGACAAGACUGGAAGACAUGCCCAGAGAAGAGGCAAUGGUGAAGUAUGUGGAGGAACUGAAGAAGACAAUCAAACAUUUCACUGAGAAGGGUUUGGCAAUGAAAGAGCAGGGGGACCCUAGGAUAGUAGAAGCCAUGCCCCAGAACGAGGAGGUACGGGACUUUAUGGAGAAGCUGGGCAGUUUUUAUGAGAUUGUCGACGAAGAAUCGCCGAUCCCCAAACCACCAACAGAAAGUCACCAACCACCACGACCACAAGAAAACAACAUUCCAUCAGACAAUGAGACAACAGAAGGUAAAACUCCACUAGAAAUAUUUGAUCAUUCUCAAGUGGUAGAAAAUGUUCUGAAGAAAAGUGAGGAAAUCAACAACAUAUUGGACCAAUCAGAAAAGGUGUUACAAAAUGGUAUAGAUGGAGAUAAAGAAGAUGAAAAUGAUGAUUCUACAGACACCAUCCAACAGCUAGCUGUAGUCAACGCAAAGGUACAAAUGAAAGAAAAAGAUGUAAUCACCAUGAAUGGGGACCAUGUACAUGUGGCUGAAUGGAGGCCCACAGAAGAGGCUCGUCCACAGGGUGAGAAUGGAUCUACCGCCUCAGGGGAGCAGACUAACAGAGUCGGACAUCCAUCACUGGCCAGGGAACACCGGACAAACAGGAACAGACGCCUGAUGUCUGGUGAUCACCUGACUAGUGAGACGGACAGCGAGGAGGAAUUCUGUGAUACAUCAGACCAACCCUCACAGGAUGAAACAGAUGCUAUGGGUGUCCAUCCAACAAUGGUCAACUCCACGCCCAUAAAGUCAGGAAUCAGUCUCGGUAAUCAUAUGCCAUUUGGAUCACUAGUGCACACCUAUUCCUCACUCCCCUUCACUCCCUCCAAAGGUAAUCUCUUGGAUGUUGCUAAUGGCAACAAAGGUAUGACUGACAGUCUUGUGGUCAAUGCUCCAGGACAGGACACGCUGGACCUUUUUAAUGGUAAAGAUGAGGAUCAAUCUAUUGACAGGCGGGACAUCAACUUUAAUUCCUCCAACUUAGAAGGAGGGUAUGAUAAAGAUGUCCGUGCUUUAGGAGGAGGGGACAUGUCUCCUCCAGGAGGUUACUCUCAAGGUCAAGGUCGACCAAAUAUUCCUCAAAAUGUGGGCGGACGGCAGAUGGGCACCAGACAGAAUCAACAGGGCAUUUUUUCAGGAUCUCAGGGUUACUAUGGUACAGGUGGUGGAGGAGGGGGGAGGGAUAAUGAGGAAUUGCCAGUGGGGGCUUCAUCUGGAAGCAUUGAAACACAAAUGGCAUUAGCUCUGGUUCGUUUACAGCAAGACAUGAAUAAUGUGGUGGAGAGAGUGAACAACCUAGAGAAAGCUCAGAGAGAACAGGGAAGAAACGAAGAUCAGAAAAAAGAAAAAGGGAUAUUCCAUUGGUGGUCGUUUGAUUUUAACCGAAGAUCUCUAUUUGCCAUCUUAGUCUGGCCUCUCAUAGUUCACUGGAUACUGCUUAAGUUGUUCCACAGGAGGUUAGUCCAAGAUCGAAGUUUCAGUGAAGGGGCUUUGGAGUCUGACAGUUUGAAAGUUUACAUGAUAUUUUAAAUAAUGAAAACUGCCAUAUUUGAGACAGUGCCAUGAUUAAGGCAGAUAUAUGAAGCUUAUAUAGUAAAGGGGAUGAAAGGGGAAGCUUUCUGAUAGGGGCAAAAAUCUAAGAUUAUUUGUUAGAAAGUGUAAUUCUAAGAGAUGACGGAGACAAAUUGCGAAUAGGACUCCUCUUCUGAUUGAUUGGUACUUAGAAAGGAAAAUAGUUGCCUGUAGAAAAUGGAAGAAGGAAUUUAACUUAAAAUGCAGUGUUUGGAAAGUGGAAAUACAUUUUUCAAUAGUUUUUUCCCUUUAAUUAAUGCAACAGAGGUAGGAUGCAUCAAAGAGGGAGGGAUUCAUUUUUUAAUAAAUGUUGAGUUAUUUAUAGUCGGUGGAUUAAUAAAUGUUAUGGGUAGAAUGUAAGAGUUUAAUAGGCCAAAAACAUUAAUCAGAUAGUUUCUCAGGCACUGCCGCUUCCAUUGAUAAGGUACAACUUGGAUUUCUUCUCUUGUUUUUUUGUUGUUGUUGUUUUUGCAAUUUAUGUUAAAGAAAUAAUUAUUAUGCUGUAGAUUUUUAUGUAAAACUUUCAGAAGGUUUCGAUAAAAUUGUUAUUCUUAUUAAAUAAUUAUUGAAUGCAUAUUUACAUGUAUUUAUGUGCAAGUUUUUUAAGAAUAAUAGUACAUUGUAUACACUUAAUAGAAGUAAUGUGAGGCUAUUUUUUUUCAUAAAAAUAAAAAAAAUUCCAUUGUUGUUUUAAUAUUCUAAAUUAACAUACAUGAGAGAGAAAAAAUAUGUAAAUUAUUCUACAAUCACCAUGAAAAAGAAAGAUAACUUGUGCCGCAGCCAAGUUACAAAAAAAAAAAAAAAAAAAAAGAAAAAAAAAUUACCAGCCUGCCUGAUCAAAAUUUGAAAUUUUUGGCCUGAGAAACUGUUUAUUAAUAUUUAUUUUUGACCUAAUAGAUGUUUUUAUAGAUUACGUUUUUGCUCAGCUCUGUGAUGUCCUCUUCAUGAUUAAUUAAUUUC
Molecule: messenger RNA, 2813 nt
Organism: Ostrea edulis (European flat oyster)
Lineage: Eukaryota; Metazoa; Mollusca; Bivalvia; Ostreida; Ostreidae
Product: acyl-CoA-binding domain-containing protein 5-like
Exons: 11
Coding region: 36-1811 (591 amino acids)
Biological process (GO): fatty acid metabolic process
Molecular function (GO): fatty-acyl-CoA binding
Source: RefSeq, a predicted model, not a curated record